AUGGACGACUUACCUCCCACCGCUGAGGGCGGGCUGGGCGUGCCGCUGCGGCUGCUGCUGCUGCUGUUUCUGCGGUGUAUGGACGACAUCGAGGAGUACCAGCAGAAGAACCAGGCCCGCGACGACUUCAACGAGGACCUGGGGUUUCAGGCGGCGCUUCAGAAGUAUACUGGUACCCGCCUGUGGGGGCGGAUGCUCUUAUUGGGCGUGAUCUUCGUCGUCUGCGCGAUAUGGAUCAUUGGCCUUCUCGUCUACGGCGGCGAGCGCCCAGACCCCGUCGAGACUCAGAAAUGGCGAAACGGCACCUACCUGGGCGAGCUCAUGCCGUUUGACCUCGACCGGCGCAACGUGACCAUGGACACCGUGCGCCAGGGCCACUACUACUCGUUCUCGAAACUGCUCCAGUGGCUUGACGACGCGGCGUUCCCGGAGGCUAACCGCACCGAUAACGACGCCUGGGCCCUCUCGAUUGAAUACCUUUUGAUCGACGACCAGCCGACGACGGUCCACCGCGUCGUCAACUACGACACGAUGGAAGCCGUGCUCGAGUUCCCCCGCCAGAUCGAGUACCGCAACAACUUCUUCUACCCUAGCCUGGUGUACGUGAACCCGGGCAAACCCGUGGACAGCGGCACCUGGCACAUGCUUGCCACCGACGUCAUUGGCCAGUGGCGGCUGUCGCUGUUGGCGCUCUACUUCAUGUGGAACUCGGAAACCGGCGAGAUCGUGUGCUUGCAGCCGCCGCAGAUCAGCGACGACUCGAAGCUUGAGAAGCUCCACUGGGCCUACUUCUCCCCCGACGGCGAACACGUGCUUUUCUCGUUCAACCACGACUUGUAUUUGUGGAAGCUCGCCGACCAGACCACCGAGCGGCUUACCGACGACGGCCUGGAGAGCGUGUUCCACGGGCGCACCGACUGGGUAUACGAGGAAGAGGUAACGCUGUCGGACAACAUGGUGUGGUGGGCGCCGGACGCGCUGCGGUUUGCCUUUGUCACCCUCGACGACUCCCAAGUGGACGACUACGAUAUCGACUACUACGUCAGGGACCCCACCAAGCUGGCGCCGCAGGAUACGCCGUUCCGCCAGUACCCGAUGACCACGCGCUUUAAAUACCCUAAACCAGGGAGACCUAACCCUAUUCCUACUUUCAGAGUGUACGAUGUUAAGACCAAGCAGAUUACUGAUUUGGACGUCGAUACCUCCAAGAUUGGCCGGGACUACGUCGUCUACCACGGCGACUGGUUGGACAGCAACAACUUCCUCGUCAAGCUCACUGACCGCACCCUGAGACUUUUGUGUCGCGGUUUGUGGCAGCCACAAGUGGGUACGCAAAUCCGCAGUCUCACCACCACCAACGUCACCGAGGACUUCCACGGGUGGGUGGAAAAGACUCAAGCGGUAGCGGUGAUCCCUAAAGAUGACGGCCUGGCUCCUGGCUACGUCGAUAAGGUGGUCAACACCGAGACGAUGCGUACGCACUUGGCGUACUUUGAUACCCCUGACGCCACCGAGUACCGCUUUAUUACUGGCCUGGACGCCUGGCACAUCACCCAGAAGACUGAGUUGGUGUAUAGCCCUAGAGCCAAACGUGUGUUUGCUCUUGCCACCGUCUACUCGACAAUGGACACGACAUUGCUUGCUGUUAACCCUCACGGCGACAACGACAUCCAGUUCUACACCGACCCUAACAAGCCAGGGGUGCACUACUUUGCGGCGCUGCCUCGCGGAGACCACCUUGAUGUACGCUACUUGGGGCCUAAUUUGCUUCCGUGGCAGAAAAUCCUCAGUGUUGAUCGGGUGGAGAACAUCAUGGAGGGCCAGAAAGUACCUGCUUUCAAAGCAGUGAGUGACGGGUUCAUCAAUUCUCAAGUCACCCAGGCGAUGGAGCAGGCGUUGACCAACACCAACUUCCCCUCGCGCCGGUUCCACCAGGUGGUCGUCGACCACUACGACGACGGCACUCCCAUCAUGGUGAACAUGGUCGAGAUCUUGCCUCCCGGGUUCGACCCGUUGAAAAAGUACCCGGUGCUUGUCGACGUCUACGGCGGGCCUGGCCUUCAAAAGGUCGACAGACUGCUGAUGGUCGAGUUCCGCAUGGCGUUCUCGGCGAUGCUCAACUGUAUCGUGCUUGCCAUUGAUCCUCGAGGCACUGGCGGCCAGGACUGGCGGUUUAUGAGUGCUGCCACCAACCGUAUCGGCUACUGGGAACCACGCGACCUCGUCACCGUCACCCAGGAGUACAUCCACAACAACACGUUUGCUCUUGCCAACCGCACCGCGGUGUGGGGGUGGCUGUACGGUGGGUUCUCCACCCUCCGCACGUUGGAGUUCGACAAGGGAGAAACCUUUAAAUACGGGGUGGCGGUGGCGCCCGUGACCAACUGGAUGUUCUACGACCUGAUCUACACCGAGCGGUUCAUGAUGCAACCGCAAGAUAACCCCAACUACGAGUACUACUCCCAGAUCCGCAACACCGACAACUUGAGCCAGGUGCUGCGGUUCUUGGUGAUGCACGGCACCGCCGAUGACAACGUCCACUUCCAGAACCUGAUGUGGUUGCUCAACCGGUUUGACGAAGGGAAGUUGGAGAACUACGACGUCCACUUCUUUCCCGACAGCGACCACCUGAUCCGCUACGACGGCGCCGACAAGAUCGUGUACGACAAGAUCGUCCACUGGUUGGGCGACGCCUUCCGGGGCAAGUUCGACGGCAAUUUCGAUCGGUUUUAG
Diutina rugosa is the source of this 2733-nucleotide messenger RNA. RefSeq names its product Ste13p (gene STE13). Lineage: Eukaryota; Fungi; Ascomycota; Pichiomycetes; Serinales; Debaryomycetaceae. Bases 1 to 2733 code for a protein of 910 amino acids. Gene Ontology annotation, biological process: proteolysis. The record is from RefSeq and is a predicted model, not a curated record. The transcript has a single exon. Gene Ontology annotation, molecular function: dipeptidyl-peptidase activity; serine-type peptidase activity.